AUGGGAAUGUGUAGCGAACCAAUCGGCAUCGAAUACUCUCAGUCUUGGGAUUUCGUCACAUUGAAAGGGAAAUCACAACCGAGCGAGACAAGAGGUGGGUCGUUCCUGGACCGGUUAGCGCCCUCGCUCCUUCCUGCCGUUCUGCAUUUGCACAACGAGAGGGAAAAUCACGGCGAGCAGGUUUGCCGUGCACGACUUUCAUCCCUCCUCCGGGUCGAUGCUGCUGACAACUGCACAGCACUUAUGAAAUCGUCAGAGAAACGCCGCACGAAAUGCUUCACAGGCUGCUGGACCUGUCGUAUGCGCCGUGUGAAAUGCGAUGAGGAAACGCCGUCCUGCAGACGAUGUCGACAGUUUGGGAUUGGCUGCGAAGGAUAUGGCGUACGGUUAAACUGGAUUCAUCUCAACUCAUCGACCAUUUUUAGCGAGGACCACGAGGACGUCGGCGAUGCUUCAGCGACGAAGACGCCUCGGCGUUCGUUGGCCAAUUUAGGUGUCUCGUCUAAUCCGCGGCUGCCUUCUCCCGAAAUUGACGUGGCCCUUUCAAGCAUCGACGAAUGGGUUCCCGAAGAAAGGAGACGAUUUGACCAAGGAGGUUUCUCUGUGUUUUGCAUCAAUUCUGUUGAAUCCGGCGUGUCCAAUAUCGCCCCUCCAACGCCAUCAGACUCAACGUUUCGGGACAAUGCAAAUCAAUCCAUUGAUGUAGAAAGAAAUUGGACUCUAUCACCGACUGGAUUCAGCCCGUCAGCGACCGAAAGCCGCAGUACAGUCGAUGCUCUUCCCGUGGCGCAAACACUGCUAAGUCUCUGCAACAAUGACUACAGUUCGCCUUCAACGCCAGUCUACACGACCAUCGAAACACGCCGAAAAGAACCCAACAGGCCAGCCCGCCAUCUAGACAUUCUCUCUAUGCCAUCCAGCCAGAAAAGGCUCAUCCAUCACUGGGUGACUUUCACUAGCCGUAAACUCGUCCUUAUUGACGAGGCACAUAACCCCUGUCGAAUCAUGAUGCUUCCUAUGGCUCUCAAGGGCCUAAUGUCAAGUUCGGAAGAGUCGAAUUCCAAUGUUGCCAUAUUUCAUGCCUUGUGUGCUACCGCCGCGAGCAACCUCUACGAACUUGGUGGGAGAACCAACGACGAAGAUCGUGUCCUUGCUCUGGGCCAUGAACAGCAAGCCAUCAGUCAUUUACGAAACAACCUCGCCCAAGCAGACAAUCAUCAAGAUCAAUCGUUCGCCAUGGCCAUUAUGGCAUGUAUUAUGGCGGAUGCCGUGUCUGGAACCACUCAACGAUGGCGGACGCACGUCACUGGUGGGCUGGCGUAUCUCGCAAAACUCCACGCCCGAGGAUUAGAUGAGACCGUUGUGGCUGCGUUCCAAAGGCAUAUGGUCUCUAUGGCGAUUUUAUGCGAGAUUCCCGUUCCUGAUGACCUGAAAGACUUUCUGGAAGACGAAAGUACCUCCCAAGGUCUAGAGUUUACCUUUCCAUACUACGGGGUGUCGAGAUCAUUCUUAAGAGCGUAUGAUCGCAUGAAUUCUCUAGGCGAAGCAGUGAAUAACCCAACACCAGAGCUUGAACGGGAACUGGACGCAUUCCAGCUACAGCAGUAUCUCAAUUUCCCUACCAUGCCGCCACAGGAGCUACUGGCGCCUAGCCAAACCCAUGGGGUGGUGCUUCACCACACAGCCAAGGUCUUUUAUUAUGCAGGGCUGGUUUUCUUCCAGCGUAGUAUACGUCGCGAGGCGUUAGAUUUGGUUCAGUCCCUCGUUGAGCUUGGAAUACAAGAACUGGAGUCGAUUGAGAGGGCGGGUAAAGGCGAGCUAGGUUGCAUGAUGUUGUGGCCUGUGGUGGUACUAGGUGCAGAGUGUGCCAAGAGUGCAAUGCAAAGUAGAAUGCAGGCAUGGUUCAAGAAUCAGCGCAAGCUCGGGUUUAGGAACUCCGUAGUGUUGCAAGAGAUGAUUGAAUCGAUUUGGACGGCGAGAAAGGCUGCGGCCGGGGGUGGAAGACACGUGGACUGGCGUGAUAUUAUUGUAUUGCCACAGUUUGAUGUAUUUAGACUAUAG
Messenger RNA from Pochonia chlamydosporia 170, 2061 nucleotides. Its product is annotated as fungal Zn binuclear cluster domain-containing protein. The transcript has 2 exons. Gene Ontology annotation, cellular component: nucleus. The record is from RefSeq and is a predicted model, not a curated record. Gene Ontology annotation, biological process: positive regulation of transcription by RNA polymerase II. Lineage: Eukaryota; Fungi; Ascomycota; Sordariomycetes; Hypocreales; Clavicipitaceae. Bases 1 to 2061 code for a protein of 686 amino acids. Gene Ontology annotation, molecular function: transcription cis-regulatory region binding; DNA-binding transcription factor activity, RNA polymerase II-specific; zinc ion binding.